Messenger RNA from Trifolium pratense (red clover), 5018 nucleotides. Its product is annotated as G-type lectin S-receptor-like serine/threonine-protein kinase RKS1. The transcript has 14 exons. Gene Ontology annotation, biological process: protein phosphorylation; recognition of pollen. Lineage: Eukaryota; Viridiplantae; Streptophyta; Magnoliopsida; Fabales; Fabaceae. Gene Ontology annotation, molecular function: protein serine/threonine kinase activity; ATP binding. The coding region runs from base 3 to 4916 and encodes 1637 amino acids. The record is from RefSeq and is a predicted model, not a curated record.
AAAUGAGCAUUUUUCCUACCAUACUCCUUAUUGCUAACAUAUUAUUAUUCAUAUCCAAAAUUUCUUCUGCAAGAGAUACCAUUACACAAUCACAAUCACUUCUCGAUGGAAGCACCUUGAUUUCUAAGGGUGAAGUAUUCGAGCUGGGUUUCUUUAAUCCUGGUAAUUCCAACAACCGUUAUGUUGGAAUAUGGUACAAAAAUAUUCCCGUUAGAAGAGUUGUUUGGGUUGCCAAUCGUGACAACCCAAUAAAAGACAAUUCUAGCAAGUUGAUCAUAAGUCAAGAUCGAUUUCUUGCGCUUGUCAAUAAGAAUCAAUCUCUUUUAUGGUCAACAAACACAACAACAAAGGUUUCAAAUCCAAUUGUGCAACUCUUGGAUAAUGGAAAUUUAGUAUUUAAAAAUGACGGUGAAGAAAAAUUUCUAUGGCAAAGUUUUGAUUAUCCUUGUGAUACAAUAUUACCCGAGAUGAAGGUUGGAUGGGACAAAAAAAGGGGUAUCGAUUGGCGUCUUACUGCGUGGAAAAAUUGGGAUGAUCCAUCUUCAGGUGAGUUUAUUUCAGCUAUGAUUCUAACUCCUAAUCCUGAAAGUUUUAUGUGGAAAGGUUUAAGAAAACUCUAUAGGACAGGACCAUGGACCGGUCCUCGAACGACUGGAAUAAUUGGAUUGACACAAAAUCCACUAUAUAAUUAUGAUUUUCUCAACAAUGAAGAUGAAGUGUAUUAUAUGUUCACCCUUAAGAAUAGCUCUAUCAUUUCUAUAAUUGUUUUUAACCAAACAAUUUCUCUUCGUCAACGCCUCGUUUGGAUUCCAGAAUCCAAAAUAUGGAGUGUUUACCAAACCUUACCACAAGAUAAUUGUGAUAUAUACAAUGUUUGUGGGGCAAAUGGGCAUUGUGUGUUGGAUGCAUCACCUAUAUGCCAGUGUUUAGAUGGAUUUAAGCCGAAGUCGCCACAACAAUGGAAUGCAACGGACUGGAGUCAAGGAUGCAUGCGUAAUGGUAAUUGGAGUUGCGGGGUCAAAAACAAAGACGGGUUUAAGAAAAUUGUUGGGAUGAAAUUGCCGGAUACUACACAUUCUUGGAUUGACGAGAAAAUGACACUUGACGAUUGCAAGGCUAGAUGUUUGAAAAAUUGUUCGUGCAGUGCUUACUCAAAUUUAGACUCAACUGGAGCAGGCAGUGGUUGUUCUAUCUGGUUUGGUGAUCUUGUUGAUCUGAGAGUUAUACAAAGCGGAAAUGACUUAUAUAUUCGAGUUGAUGCCUCAGACACUGGUGGUAAAAAUGGGCAUACCAAAACUAUAAUAUUGGCAAUAUCUAUUACUAUUUCACUAGUCCUUGUGAUAUUGUUGGCAUUCACCUAUAUUUAUAUAACAAAGGCAAAGCGUAAAGAGAAAAUGGAGAAAAUCACAAGGUUGGAAGACAAAGAUGAAGACACACAUGAAGAUUUUGAGCUUCCUAUCUUUGAUCAAGUUACAAUACUCAAGGCAACAAAUAACUUCUCUUUAAACAACAAGCUCGGUGAAGGUGGUUUCGGACCGGUAUAUAAGGGUAUAUUGCUUGAUGGACAAGAAAUUGCUGUCAAAAGACUUUCAAAGAGUUCUGGACAAGGAUCAAAAGAGUUUAAAAAUGAAGUUAUAUUAUGUGCUAAACUUCAACAUCGAAAUCUUGUUAAGGUUGUUGGUUGUUGUAUUGAAGGAGAUGAGAAAAUGUUGAUCUAUGAAUACAUGUCGAAUAAUAGCCUCGAUUCAGUUCUUUUUGAUCCAAUUCAAAGUAAAUUGUUAGAUUGGUCCGCACGCUUUAACAUUCUAUUUGGAAUUGCUCGAGGACUUCUUUAUCUACAUCAAGAUUCGAGAUUAAGGAUCAUACACAGAGACCUGAAAGUGAGUAAUAUUUUAUUAGACAAUGAAAUGAAUCCAAAAAUUUCAGAUUUUGGCUUGGCUAGAAUGUGUGGAGAUGAUCAAAUUCAAGGGAGAACAAACAGAAUAGUUGGCACAUACGGUUAUAUGGCUCCAGAAUAUGCUAUUGAUGGAUUAUUUUCUAUAAAAUCAGAUGUAUUUAGCUUUGGAGUAUUAUUACUAGAAAUUAUCAGCGGAAAGAAAAAUAGAGAAAUUAGCUAUCAAGAACAUGAUCAUAAUCUUAUUGGAUAUGCAUGGAGAUCGUGGAAAGAGGAAAUGCCACUGAAAUUGAUCGAUGAUAAUGUAAGGGACUCGUGCAUUGAAUCCGAAGCAGUACGUUGCAUUCAAACUGGUCUACUAUGCCUACAACAUCAUCCCAAUGAUAGACCAAAUAUGACAUCUGUAGUUGUGAUGUUAAGUAGCGAAAAUACUCUACCUGAACCAAAGGAACCUGGUUUCUUAAUUAACAAGCCUAGAGCCGAAGUAGAACCUUCUUCUGAAAGACAAACAUCUUCGACAAAUGAAAUAACUAUUUCGCUAUUAGACAAAAUGGCCAUUAUUCUUCAUACCCUGCCUUUAAUUACCAAAUUACUAUUAGUAUUAUUACUCUUCUUCAAAAUUUCCUCUUCAACAGAUACCAUUACACAAUCACAGCCACUUCCGGAUGGAACCACCUUGGUUUCUAAAGGUGACAUAUUUGAGUUGGGUUUCUUCAAUCCUGGUAAUUCAACAAAUCGCUACGUUGGAAUUUGGUACAAAAAUAUCCCAAGGGUUGUUUGGGUCGCCAACCGUGACAAUCCAAUCAAAGACAAUUCUAGCAAGUUGAUCAUAAGUCGAGAGGGAAACCUUGUACUUCUAAAUCAAAAUCAAACAAUAUUAUGGUCAACAAACACAACAACAAAGGUUACAAUUUCAAGUCCAAUUGUGCAACUUUUGGACGAUGGAAAUUUAGUACUAAAAAAUGAGAAGCUGAGCAACACCGGUGAAAAUUUUCUAUGGCAGAGUUUUGAUUAUCCUUGUGAUACGAUAUUAUCAGGAAUGAAGGCGGGAUGGGACAAAAACAAGGGUCUUGAUAGGAAACUUGUUGCAUGGAAAAAUUGGGAGGAUCCGUCGUCAAGUGAGUUUAGUUCAGAUAUGGUACUAACUCCUAAUCCUGAAAGCUUUAUUUGGAAAGGCUCAACAAAACUCUAUAGAACGGGACCAUGGACUGGUCGUCGAUCUAGUGGAGUAGUUGGAUUGACGGACAAUCCACUUUAUGAUUAUGAUUUUGUCAACAAUAAAGAUGAAGUGUAUUAUAUGUUCACACUCAAGAAUAGUUCUGUUGUUUCUAUAAUUGUUUUGAACCAAACAAAUUCUGUUCGUCAACGUCUCAUAUGGAUUUCAGAAUCCAAAACAUGGAAUGUAUACCAAACUUUACCACAAGAUAGUUGUGAUAAAUAUAAUGCUUGUGGCGGAAAUGGGCUUUGUGUGCUUAACCAAUCACCUAUGUGUCAGUGUUUAGAUGGAUUUAAGCCGAAGUCGCCACAAAAGUGGAAUGCAAUGGACUGGAGACAAGGAUGUGUGCGUAAUGGCAAUUGGAGUUGUGGAAUCAAAAAUAGAGACGGGUUUAAGAGAAUUGUUGGGAUGAAAUUGCCGGAUACUACAUAUUCUUGGAUUGAUGAGAAAAUGACACUCGAAAAUUGCAAGGAUAAAUGUUUGAAAAAUUGUUCUUGUAGUGCUUACUCGAGUUUAGACUCAACUGGAACUGGUAGUGGUUGUUCUAUCUGGUUUGGUGAUCUUGUUGAUCUCAGAGUUUCACAAAGUGGACAAGACUUAUAUGUUCGAAUAGACUCAUCAGAUAUUGGUGAUAAAAAUGGUCAAGUAAAAAAAGUAGUGUUGGUAAUUUCAGUUACAGUUUCAGCAGUUCUUGUGAUGUUAUUGGCAUUCGCCUACAUAUAUAUAACAAAGGCGAAGAAUAAAAAGAAAUUAGAGGAAAUAACCCGGUUAGAAGAGAAAGAAGAUAUACAUGAAGAUUUUGAGCUUCCUAUUUUUUAUCAACCUACCAUACUAAAGGCAACAAAUAACUUCUCUUUUGACAACAAGCUCGGCGAAGGUGGUUUUGGACCCGUAUACAAGGGUACAUUGCUCGAUGGACAAGAAAUUGCUGUCAAAAGGCUUUCAAAGAGCUCUGGACAAGGACUUAAAGAGUUUAAAAAUGAAGUUAUAUUAUGUGCUAAACUUCAACACCGAAAUCUUGUUAAAGUUAUUGGUUGUUGUAUUGAAGGUGAGGAGAAAAUGUUGAUCUAUGAAUACAUGCCCAACAAAAGUCUCGAUUCAUUUCUUUUUGAUCCAUUUCAAAGUAAAUUGUUAGACUGGUCUGCCCGAUUUAACAUUCUAUUUGGAAUUGCUCGGGGUCUUCUUUAUCUUCAUCAAGAUUCAAGAUUACGAAUAAUACACAGAGAUCUGAAAGUAAGUAAUAUUUUAUUAGAUGAUGAAAUGAAUCCCAAAAUUUCAGACUUUGGCAUGGCUAGAAUGUGUGGAGGUGAUCAAAUUGAGGGGAGAACAAACAGAAUUGUAGGCACAUACGGCUAUAUGGCACCAGAAUAUGCUUUUGAUGGAUUAUUCUCUACAAAAUCAGAUGUGUUUAGCUUUGGCGUAUUAUUAUUAGAAAUUAUCAGUGGAAAGAAAAAUCGAGCAAAUAGUUACCAGGAACACGAUCAUAAUCUUAUCGGAUAUGCAUGGAGGUUGUGGAAAGAGGGCAUACCACUGACCUUGAUCGACGGUUAUUUAAGGAAUUCAUGUAUUGAAUCUGAAGUAGUACGUUGCAUUCAAAUUGGUCUACUAUGCCUACAACAUUAUCCUGAUGAUAGACCAAACAUGACAUCCGUAGUUGUGAUGAUGAGUAGUGAUAAUACUUUACCAAAACCAAAGGAACCCGGUUUGUUAAUUAAAAGGUUCUCGGUUGAUGGAGAACCUUCUUCCGAACGACAAACAUCUUCUUCGACAAAUGAAAUAACUAUCUCACUAGUAAAAGCUCGAUAGAGAAAUUUGACCAAUUGUGACAUUAUACAUAAAAUUAUGUAGUUUUUUUUUUCCUCACGAAUUCAAUAAACUUUUAUUGUAUAGUUACAACUUACAACAAAU